Molecule: messenger RNA, 2212 nt
Organism: Nycticebus coucang (slow loris)
Lineage: Eukaryota; Metazoa; Chordata; Mammalia; Primates; Lorisidae
Gene: TNFAIP8L3
Product: TNF alpha induced protein 8 like 3
Exons: 3
Coding region: 255-839 (194 amino acids)
Biological process (GO): regulation of apoptotic process
Cellular component (GO): cytoplasm
Source: RefSeq, a predicted model, not a curated record
GCUGCCCGCACCGAGUGCGCCACGGCACCCCGAGCGCCCCGCAGACCGGCAAGUGGUCGUGGACGCCCAGCAAGCAGCCCGCAGCAUGGAUUCGGAUUCCGGGGAGCAGAGCGAGGGCGAGCUCGUGUCCGCCGCAGGUGUCUAACCAGAAGAACAGAAAUCAUUUUACCACAGAGCCGUUUGCACCAGAAGGUUUAUUGCAGCUCAAUUCAUAAUUGCCAAGUCUUGGAACCAACCCAAAUGCCUGUCAGCCCAUGAAUGCAUUAACAAAUUGUGGUCCUGAUGUUUUUAGUUCAAAGAGUCUUGCCCUCCAAGCCCAGAAGAAGAUUCUGAGCAAAAUAGCCAGCAAAACUGUGGCCAAUAUGUUGAUUGAUGACACCAGCAGCGAGAUCUUUGAUGAGCUCUACAAAGUCACCAAAGAGCACACCCACAACAAGAAGGAAGCCCACAAGAUCAUGAAAGACUUAAUCAAGGUGGCAAUCAAAAUUGGGAUCCUCUACCGGAACAACCAGUUCAGCCAGGAGGAGGUGGUUAUUGUGGAGAAGUUCCGAAAGAAGUUGAACCAGACCGCCAUGACCAUCGUCAGCUUCUAUGAGGUGGAAUACACCUUUGAUAGGAACGUGCUGUCCAAGCUCCUGCACGAGUGCAAGGACCUGGUGCAUGAACUGGUACAGCGACACCUGACGCCCAGGACCCACGGGCGCAUCAACCACGUCUUCAACCACUUUGCCGACCUGGAGUUCCUCUCCACCCUCUAUCGCCUAGAUGGAGACUGUCGGCCCAACCUCAAGAGGAUUUGUGAAGGAAUCAAUAAAUUACUAGAUGAGAAAGUCCUCUGAAUCUCUGAAUGCCUUCCCUCCUCCUGGACUUUGCUGCUUUAACAUUAUGGCACCCAACCACGGUCCGGGUGAGAAUCAUGUAGCUAAGCAGAAACCCUUGUUGACGAUGUCUGUGUUCUGUCCAUUCGUCCCUCUGAUGCUGAUACUGAACUAAGCUCAGGUGUGUUUAUCUUCUGAGCUCUCUGACCAGGUCUGUACUUAAAAUCACCUGUGUUUGCAAGUCCGAAAGGACAUUUCAUCUAUUCCAAGCAGAUAGGCUGCUUUGCUCAUCACUGAGUGAGCUCAGUUCAUCUCAAGGAGUAGCAGGAGCCCUGGACCACAUGGAUUUGGUUCCCAGCUCUGCUAGUUACACCUCUGUCCUCCGUGUCCUGGAACCACGAUGCCACCUGCCUACCUCACAGGGCUGUUGUGAGGACUGAAUGAGAUGAUGUAUGUUCAUGGUUUUGAGAACAUGAAUGUAAGGUCUUCAUAUUUUCUCUUCUGGGUGUGAGAGGUAUAAACCUGGAUCUAGACGAUUAACCAGCAGAGAAGAAAAGAACAAUAGAAUCUAUGGGCUGGGUUUGCAGUCUGCCUCUAAGUGUGCCGCUUCCAACAUGAUGAAAGCCAAAGUAUGGUUGCAAAUUGGAAAACUGGUUUCCAAGAGCUGUGUUUCUGAGUUCUUAGAUGUGCAGGUUCAUGACCCCGUGUAGGGAAACCUCUCACGGGGGCUGGGGAGAGAGUGUCCCACCCAUAACACAGAAGCAGAGAUGUUCUGUGCUCCUCCUGCAGGGCCAGCCUCCCCUCACCCAAGGGCACCGUCCACUGGGCAAGGGGAAUAAGCAUGUGAGUGGGGCAGAAUGGACCACCCCUGUCUGUCCUAGGCCUUUCAGUCAUUUUCUGCUGUUUUCUCUGGUUCAUUAAUAAAUUAAAAGUACCCUUCAAAAAAGCAGUCUUAGAGUUGUGAUUUAAAACAAAAUUCCUGGGCGGUGCCUGUGGCUCAAAGGAGUAGGGCGCUGGCCCCAUAUGCUGGAGGUGGCAGGUUCAAACCCAGCCCCGGCCAAAAACUGCAAAAAAUAAAAAUAAAAAAAUAAAAUAAAAUUCCUUUGAGUUUCAUACAGUAUUAAGAACAACAAGCUAGAAAAGAAGAAAAUGAAGAGUAAGAGGUGUACACCCAGUUUCCAGGGGAAGUAGCUCCAGGAAAGCACAGUGGGUAUUGUGAAUAGCUGGUGGGGCGCUAACCCACAGAACAGACCCCCAUCUCCAAAGGUCUCACAGUCCCAUCCUCACACUGCAGCUUCAGAGGUCUUUUCAUCCCAGUCUUAACCAACAGGACAAUGUAUUUAGUUCCUUACAACAUUGUGCCACUUUAAGAGACUUGGUCCCCCUGCCUCACC